AUGUGUUGCUUUCGAGUUGCAGAGGUAUUCCUUGAAGAUCCUCCGCCUGAGAAGAAGAAGGAAGAGAAAAAGGAGGAGAAAGUGAAGAAGAACUAUGUUCUUGUGUCGGAUCAGCUAAAUCUUCAGCCCAUCACUUCACCGGCUCCGAUGUACUACCCAGGCGGAUCACAGGCUACCGAGAUUCAGUUCUACUCAUCCCAGCCAGCCGCCGAGCCCGCCAAUUUCAAUCACUAUCAGGGACUCACCUCGAAGCAGGUCAAUGACCGCAACAUUUCCCGCGCUCAGAAUCAUGGAGGCUUCAAUCCGGUCCAACUUGUCCCUCAGAACGCUUCUCCCGACAAUGAGUACUAUUGCCGAGAGUUAGAUGGUACCUGGACCGUGCGUACUGUCAACACGAUCAUGAAUAGCCUGAAUCCUGGCCAGUGGGCUUACGCUACCACUGGUUAUCCGUACUGGGUUCGCCACUCGAAGGAUUAA
Messenger RNA from Letharia columbiana, 477 nucleotides. RefSeq lists its product as uncharacterized. NCBI's taxonomy places the organism in Eukaryota, Fungi, Ascomycota, Lecanoromycetes, Lecanorales, Parmeliaceae. Bases 1 to 477 code for a protein of 158 amino acids. The record is from RefSeq and is a predicted model, not a curated record. The transcript is spliced from 2 exons.